Messenger RNA from Penicillium manginii, 1623 nucleotides. RefSeq names its product caspase family protein. The record is from RefSeq and is a predicted model, not a curated record. Lineage: Eukaryota; Fungi; Ascomycota; Eurotiomycetes; Eurotiales; Aspergillaceae. Gene Ontology annotation, biological process: proteolysis. Gene Ontology annotation, molecular function: cysteine-type endopeptidase activity. The transcript has a single exon. The coding region runs from base 1 to 1623 and encodes 540 amino acids.
AUGACACAGACAAAGAGAGCCCUGGUCAUUACCAGCCCGUGGGGAGAUCUCCGAGGCACCGAGAACGAUGGGCGCUGUAUGCAAUCAGUGCUAGCACAGUACGGCUUUCAAGUCAUGUCCUGCCACGGUUCCCAAGCAACGCGAAAAGGCAUCCUGGAGGCAUGGCAGCAUCUCAUCUCGCUGACCUCCUCCGAAGAUUUCGUUGCCAUAUAUUACUCGGGACAUGGGGGCAUCGUGGAGUCUCCAGUCAACCAGGAAGAUGGAAAGGAGUGGCGUCACCAGUUUCUCGUGCCUGUAGAUUUUGAGGACCCCAGUUCAGGUGGCUUCAAUGGAAUCCUUGAUGUCGAACUCGCGCAGCUUCUUCGCUCAACCACCGCGCAAACUCGCAAUGUCACCGUCAUUCUCGACUGUUGCUAUUCAGGACGAAUGGUUCGAGCACCAGGAUACGGGGAAGCGGCAGGGCCCAAGCAGGUCCCAUCCGUACGCUAUCAGGAUGUCGCUCAGUUCCUGACUACUUAUGCAAAGAGUGUCCCGAAAGAAUCAUGUCCUAUUAAGUGGGAUGAAGACCCGGAUGCAGUUCGUGUAGUAGCGACAGCUCCUUCUGAAACAGCUUGGGAGGUUCAGGACAGGGAGGGAAGGUGGAUGGGGUCUUUUACCUCGGCACUCGCUCAGGUUCUGGGCGAGACACACAAUCAUCGGAUUCCAUGGCGAACAAGUAUCUUAAGAGUUCAAGAUCUGGUCCAGAAAGAUUUCCCUCGUCAGCAUCCACGGGUGGAGGGUCCACAUACUCGCCUUCAUUUCUCUCUUGAAGAGGUCAUUUCAGACGGCAUUCACCUCAAAAUCGAGGAUGGCCGACCCGUGCUCCAAGCUGGGCGUGUUGCGCAUGUCUCGGAAGGGGACAUUUAUGCUGUUACAGGCCUAGAUGUCGAAUACUUCUCGAGAGAAAGGCAGAUAGCCUCGUGCGAAAUUAUCAAUGUGAAUGCCUUCGAAGCUGAAGGAAAGCUGUCUCAGACGACUUCGAACCCUGCGCAAGAACUUCCAUCCGAAGGAGCCCUGGCCUUUUUGCAGCAGAGUGCUCGUUACCGGUGGCCUAUAUCAGCGCCUGAGUCGGUUCUACCAUUUAUCAGUCCUAACGUUCACCAAUCCCGCUUCGUUAGAUUUCUGGACGAGAAUGAAAAAGGCAGUGCUCUCAUCUCGGUAUAUCACCGGGAAAAUUUCAUCGGCAUCCAGUCUCAGAAUGGAAUUCAGCUUACGACACGUUUUCUUGAUCCAGAUUGCCCCACAGACACAGACCAUAUAUACCAAGCAGUCGUGGCAGAUGCAGAUCGUCUGGCCUGUGCUCAAAAUCUCCUUGCCUUCCACAACAACAGUGUUGAUGAGCAGUUUAGCCACCAGGUUGAUAUCAAAGUCGGACUGGUCGAGAAUCAUCAGCCGACAAAGGUACUGACUGGAUCAGGGCGCGAUCAUCUCAACGAGGACCAAAGAAUAUACAUAUCCCUUCGAAAUGAUGGCACGACCACUGCCUAUGUGAGCAUCCUGUACAUCAAUGUCCAGGGCAAGAUAUCUCUGAUAUCAAAGUCCAGUCCCCUUGGAAUCGAGCUUCCUCCACAACGCUCACACUGA